UAGGCAGCGGCGCCCAAAGAACCGGACCUGUCAGGACCUCUCCAGACCAGGACUCAACUCCGGUAGCGAAGUGCCAGUGCUGCUUUAGGCGAGGGAAGGGCUUCUGCAGUAAUACAGAGCGCAGGUGAGAAAAUGUAGCUGGGUGGUCUUAGCACAGGGUACCAACGCUCGAGGCGUGAGGCGUUGCAGCUAUUCGGCAGGCGUCCAUAUAUUAGGGCUCGACAUACCCGGCUAAUUUUUCCGGGGUGCUAAUAAAAUAACUUAUCCAUCGCGACAGAUUACUUGAUAUAUAGAGAAGAGAUGCGUUACUUUCCAUGCCCGUAUGAAUCUUGCAACAAGGAAUUCGUCCGAAAGGCUGAUCUGGCUCGACACUACCAGAUCCAUUUAGACGACAGGCCGUUCGUUUGCACCGAGGAGGGAUGCACGAAGCGGUUCCACCAGCGCUCAUCACUCAAGAUCCACCAGAGGGUCCACACCGGCGAGAAGCCCUAUAUCUGCGAUAUUGGCAAUUGCAAGAAAGCUUUUAGUGAUCCUUCGAGUUUCGCCCGACAUCAAAAGUCCCACAAGAACGAAAGGCCCUAUGUUUGCCCCGUCCCGUCUUGCCUUCAGAGUUUCUCUCGAAAGAUCGCAUUGGAGCGGCACCAGUUGCGACAACAUGGCCAAGAAACUAGAGUCCCCCGCAACCCCGAGCCCGGUCCACCAGUCUCCCCAGCGACUUGGCCGACGAGUAUUCCACCAGCUUUCUCAUUCCCACCAGCAUCUCAUCCAGAGGUUAGACGUCAUCAGAACUCUUUAGAUUGGUGUGCUUUGGACCUGAGUGUCGUGGACGACAUUGUGCUUCGGACGAUAAUGGAUAAUACAGUUCCCCAUCCGCCGUAUAUCGACCCGGGGCAGCAGCAUCAGUAUCCUGAUUUACCACCACAAUAACGACUGUGGGCUACUAAUGGACGGAUUAAUAAUUUAAUUAUAACUAAUUUUGGCCUGGGGUUUUCAUGAUUUGCAUUUUUGGUUUAGACUUCCCAACGCCGAGUUCCAAUGAAAUAGUAUGAUCGCUCUACCACUGCGUGCUCCUAUUUAUGCGAAAGAGCAGAUUCCGAUUCAGUCUUAAAUCAAGACUCAGCGAGUUCACUAUUGGAACAUCGUCCUAAGGCUGUCGAAGUGGAAAGCGAGGAAAUGGAUCAUGUGAUGUCUUGAGACCUAACAAGGCUGGACGAGCCUCAUCA
Aspergillus versicolor CBS 583.65 is the source of this 1223-nucleotide messenger RNA. RefSeq names its product C2H2-type zinc finger protein. Gene Ontology annotation, biological process: regulation of transcription by RNA polymerase II. The transcript is spliced from 4 exons. The coding region runs from base 301 to 927 and encodes 208 amino acids. Gene Ontology annotation, molecular function: DNA-binding transcription factor activity, RNA polymerase II-specific; RNA polymerase II cis-regulatory region sequence-specific DNA binding. Gene Ontology annotation, cellular component: transcription regulator complex; PcG protein complex. Lineage: Eukaryota; Fungi; Ascomycota; Eurotiomycetes; Eurotiales; Aspergillaceae. The record is from RefSeq and is a predicted model, not a curated record.